Messenger RNA from Prosopis cineraria, 2618 nucleotides. RefSeq names its product mitogen-activated protein kinase kinase kinase 1-like. Gene Ontology annotation, molecular function: protein kinase activity; ATP binding. Lineage: Eukaryota; Viridiplantae; Streptophyta; Magnoliopsida; Fabales; Fabaceae. Gene Ontology annotation, biological process: protein phosphorylation. The coding region runs from base 251 to 2026 and encodes 591 amino acids. The transcript is spliced from 9 exons. The record is from RefSeq and is a predicted model, not a curated record.
CUCACUUUUCGUUUUCACUUCACAUAGCAUCCCUGUGUCGGCUGGGGUUGUCUAUGGUGAGCUUUUACCCCUCAUCGCCCUCCGACGAAGCCUUAACAGCCAUUUUUCUCUUAGCAGCCUGGGAAGCACGAGUUCAGAUUUCUUCAAUUUUCUCAGAAGAAGAAUCAUAUGGUCACACAAUUUCCAAAAGAUCCUGAACUCAAUUCCUGAUCAAAACCCAUGCCAUGCUUUUAGAUGGAAUUGGUUCUCUAUGCAUCAUCUACCUCGGUUUUUGGGUCUCAGAAAGCAAAACAAGGGCAUGGACUCGAAUAAAGCCCGAAGAAAACCCCGGCUCGAUCGCCGCAAUGCCGUCAAGUACGCUGAGUAUGAUGCUGGGUCAUCUUCGUCGUCUCUAGACAACUCCUGUGGAUCCCUCUACACACGAUCAACGGAGUUCUGUGAUCGAACCAGCUUCCGAAUCGCGGGAGGUGAGGGUGAGGUUGAUCGCAUAUGCAGAGAUUUGGGGCUUUCAGGACCUGAAGACUUCGCCAUUCCUGCGGCGGCUUGGGAGGCUAUGAAAAUUAGCUCGUCUUCGGAUAUUACGCUAAGUUCGAAGGCGGACGAGCUAGAUGGUCAGGAGAACGAGGAAUUACAGGACGAGAGUCCAGUAGUGGGUAAAUUAGGUUACAAACUCGAAGAAAGGGUUACGGGUAGAUGUAUAGCUGAGUCAACUCAAGGCGAGCCUGCUGAGACUAGUGGGUGCUGCAUUGCUGGUGAUGGUGUUUGUGGAACCAGUGUCGGAGUAGGUAUAAAAGGAAUCCGUCCGCCGAUGUUAAACCCACCGCCUGGAGCGAGGCUACCGGUUAUUGAUAACACUUGCUCUACUUGGGAUAUUUUAAGGGAUUUAGCUCCGCAAGAUGAAAGACAACCUUCAGGAAAUGACGGGGAGUUGAACUUUUCCGAUAAUAAUGAAGUAAUACGCAGGGAAGCGGGGCGAGGAGAAGUAAAUAAAGAGGAAAAAGAAGAACCGGUAGUUGAAGGCAAGGUAAGUCCGAGAGGAGAAGAGGAUGUUAAUGCAGCAAGGAUUGCGGAGAUCGUUGCUCAGUUAUCCGCAUCGUGUUCAUUCACCACGUCAAACGAAGAUGAUUCUUCUAGCAGUUUCACGGAUCCUCCAUCGAAUAAUAUAUCUCCCAACGGAAGAUUCAGGCGCAGAAUUACGAACUGGGAAAAGGGUGAGCUUUUGGGACGUGGUUCGUUCGGAUCAGUCUAUGAAGGAAUUUCUGAAGAUGGAUUCUUUUUUGCUGUAAAGGAAGUUUCACUGCUUGAUCAAGAUGACCAGGGAAGGCAAAGUGUCUGUUGCCUGGAGCAGGAAAUUGCUCUUUUGAGUCAGUUUGAACAUGAGAAUAUAGUUCAAUACUAUGGCACAGAAAUGGAUCAAUCAAAGCUGUAUAUCUUUCUUGAGCUUGUGACUAAAGGUUCCCUUGCAAACCUUUAUCGGCGGUACAAUCUUCGAGACUCCCAAGUAUCUGCCUACACGAGACAGAUUCUACAUGGUUUAAAGUAUCUUCAUGAUCGAAAUGUGAUUCACAGGGAUAUUAAAUGUGCAAAUAUAUUGGUGGAUGCAAAUGGAUCUGUCAAGCUUGCAGAUUUUGGAUUGGCAAAGGCAACCAAAUUGAAUGAUAUCAAGUCGUGCAAGGGGACAGCAUUCUGGAUGGCACCUGAGGUUGUGAAAGGAAAAAAUCAAGGUUAUGGACUUCCGGCUGAUAUAUGGAGUCUAGGGUGCACUGUGUUGGAGAUGUUAACAGGCCAAAUUCCGUACUCUCAUUUGGAAUGUAUGCAGGCUUUGUUUAGAAUCGGAAAGGGUGAGCGUCCUCUUGUUCCUGACUCUCUUUCAAGAGAUGCACAAGAUUUUAUCCUGCAGUGCCUUCAAGUCAAUCCUGAUGAUCGUCCCACCGCUGCUCAGCUUUUAAACCAUCAAUUCGUCCAAAGGCCACUUUCCACAUUCUCUGGCCCUGCAUCUCCUUUUAUACCUGCCAGAAGGGGAUGAAUUUAGCCAGUCAUCGUAAAGUAUGAGACACCAGGCUCUGUUCAUCAUUGAAUGUUGAGAAUCAUCCUGAGUCCAUUCUUCAAUUUGCUGGAGUUGGUCUCGGAUCCAUUAUCGGUGCAAUUGCUGCUUGUGUUGUACAAUUUAGCGUCUUCCUUCUUGAGACCUAGUCAACAAUUGUUUUGGAUCAAACAAACGAAUAUGAUCCGGAGCUCCCCAAAACCAACUAAACAAGUUGCUUCUGAUAUCUUGCCUUUCCACUGAGGAGGAUCGAGCUUCUUUCUGAACCUCUUGAGUUGAGCUUUUGGUUUCUUACUUGAGCCUUGAAGGAUGCUCUGUAUGUAUUUAAGUAUCCAAUGAUGAAUAUUGACUUGUAUGCUGUUUAGCAAGGCGGUGAAUCAACUUCAAGCUGUAAAAUGUUGUGCUUGAAUUGGUUAAGGUGGUGAGAGUAUUUGUGUAUGGAUAAUAGCCCUGAGCGAUUAAUGUAUUGGCUGUAUUGAUUGUGUUAUUUGUACAUAUAUACUUUAAUAGCUAAUGCCAUUGGUAGUGUAUAUUUGUAUUUCUUCAAAGUUAUUAUUCGUCAAUCUUAUAAUUA